Molecule: messenger RNA, 6282 nt
Organism: Hippoglossus stenolepis (Pacific halibut)
Lineage: Eukaryota; Metazoa; Chordata; Actinopteri; Pleuronectiformes; Pleuronectidae
Product: ADP-ribosylation factor-like protein 8A
Exons: 7
Coding region: 306-869 (187 amino acids)
Biological process (GO): anterograde axonal transport; protein transport
Cellular component (GO): lysosomal membrane
Molecular function (GO): GTP binding; GTPase activity
Source: RefSeq, a predicted model, not a curated record
CGGAUGUGUUGCGAGUGGUUUCCGCUGUUGACGGCUCUGUGGUAAAAGGCGUCGCUAGUAAACACCUCCGAAAACUCACAGCGGACAUUAAACCUGCAAACACCGAGGUAUCGAACCUCCUCCGCGGCUCACACUAACACAGUCGCUGCUGCCCGGUUUCCCGGCCCCGUCCGCGGGUGUGUCAGUGACGGUCAGCGUCUCGAAGGACUGCCGGGGCGUUAGCCAGCUAGCUCGCUAGCACCUCCACCUAGCCGUAGCAGCAGCAGCAGCAGCAGCUAGCAUUAGCAUUAGCGUCAGGCGUCAAGAUGAUAGCGCUCAUCAACAAACUGCUGGACUGGUUCAAGGCGCUGUUCUGGAAGGAGGAGAUGGAGCUGACCCUGGUGGGGCUGCAGUACUCCGGCAAGACCACCUUCGUCAACGUGAUAGCGUCGGGGCAGUUUAGUGAAGACAUGAUUCCUACAGUUGGAUUCAACAUGAGGAAGAUCACUAAAGGCAACGUCACCAUCAAGUUGUGGGAUAUCGGCGGUCAGCCUCGCUUCAGGAGCAUGUGGGAGCGUUACUGCCGAGGAGUCAGCGCUAUCGUUUACAUGGUCGACGCAGCAGAUCCAGAGAAAAUCGAAGCCUCCAAGAACGAACUCCACAACCUGCUGGACAAACCGCAGCUGCAGGGAAUUCCUGUUCUGGUUCUGGGGAAUAAGAGAGACCUACCAGGAGCUCUGGAUGAGAAGGAGCUCAUAGAGAGGAUGAACCUGUCGGCCAUCCAGGACAGAGAGAUCUGCUGCUACUCCAUCUCCUGCAAGGAAAAGGACAACAUCGACAUCACCCUCCAGUGGUUGAUCCAACACUCCCGGACUAAGAGGAGUUCCUGAGAACAGAGACACGCCCCCUACCAAACAGGCCACGCCCAUACACCCUAACACACCCUCUCUCUGAUCACCCCCCCCACCCAUCUCACCCCCACUGCUCUUCAACAACAUCUGUACUCCCUCUCCCCACACUAUCACCCUCCCUCCCCUCCACCCACCCCCCACCUCCACCUCUGGAUGCAUUGAUACCUCUGGGCUUUGGUUUCUCCGCAGCUGGAUCAAAUAUAUAUUUUUGGGCCAAUUUCUAUGAUUGUUGCAGCUGAAGAAAUCCUCCUGCAGCUCAGAGUUAAUGGCGGUAGCGUUGGUUUUGUUAAGGGAAAUGUGCAGAAAGACGUGAACACGGAUUCAAACACUCGAAUCUGCGGCAGCGAGAAUAUGAGUUGCUCCACGUGAAAGAAACAGUAUUAACAAUAAUUAGGUCAAAGUGAGUCUGUGAAUGUUCCAUGGACGGGUGGGUGUGGUUUUAAUGUCUGAGGAAGAGGAAGAGUUCACAGCAGAUAGCAGGAGCUCGAUGAAGUGACGUCAUCUCGGUUUUAACAGUGAAGUGGUAUCAGUGCAUCUUUACAGAUCCACACAACAACUUCCAUCACGUUUACUUUUUUUUAUUUAAUCAAACCGUCGCCAUUUUGACUGUUGAUCUUCACCGUAACUGCCAAAAAACUACAAACUGAUAAAUAUCCUUUUUGCUUUUUCUUUCCGAAGGCCAUAAAAACACUUUGUUGGCUGGAGCCUGUUUUGUGGAUCUGAUCAUUUCCUAAUCCUAUUACCUGCCAUCAUCAUUUCCUCUCCUCCUUCUUUUCCCACCCCUAUUGAUUUUCAUCCCUCCCUCUCUCCUUCCAUUUUCCCCUCUCUACCUCCACAGCAUCUCUCCAUCCAUUAUUUCACCUUUAUAUAAUCCUUAGAAGCUCCUCUUCCUCCCUCGUCUGUUGUAAACUGCUUGUCCUCCUCUGUACUCCCUCUAUCUUUCCUUCCUUCCUUUUCUUAUUUUUGGAUGUUACCUUCUUCCUCUCUUUCCUCGUCGCCCAGCCCCUCGCUGUCUUUCUCUCUCUCCUGCUGAGCGAGGGAUUAAAAACCUUUUUAUUGCACUGUUGAUUUUGGUUUUGUAAGAUAUUAAUAAUGAGAAUAAUGUUAAUAAUCUUCUUAUUGUGAUAUAAGCUGGUCUGUCCAGAUUUAAUGAAGUGGUACUUAAACUGGAGAAGGAGAUUGUUAUUGUUUCUGUUCAUAUCUCUGUAAUAAGCUUUUUAUUUCUUAUUUGUUUUAUAUGGUUGUUUUUUAUUGUUUGUUGAGUUUUCUCUGGACGCUCAGCCGGAGUUCAGUGUUUUCUGCUCUGAGACGUCUGCUGAUUGGACCAGGGGUGUCACGUGAUCAGGCUGCAAUGUUCACACCCUGGCUUUAAAUGGAGAAUUGUAAUAAGACUCAUUAAAAGCCACAUAUUACAUUUUUAUUUUAAAAUCGAUUUACUUCAAUGUUUUCAUCCAUUUAUUUUUUCUGUGACUAUUAGUUUAAAACAUGACAAAUAGAGUCAGACAUAAGAAUAUAACAUAAUUCUGUGGGGAGGAUUCCAUUUGUAUAUUGUUGGCCAUAGACUUGCUAAUGUUAGUAUUUCUGAUAAACCAGAUAUGAUAGAUUUAUGAUUCCAAAGUUUGUUCUGCAUCGAUGCAACACAAGGAAAACUUCUUAAGAUAUAUUUAUUUAUGUCGUCUAUUGAAUCAUUUGGGAGUAACAACAAAUAUUCAGUCAUUCAAACCUUUAGUAAAACCAUUAAGUACAAGUUAGUGUUUAAACACACAACACUGACUUUAACAAAAUAGAUGUUUGUAAAGAGAUAAACAAUUUAAGAUUUUAUUCUCCGAUUCCUGAUCUAGAAGUUGGGACUCGGAACAUGAGCACGUAGCUUUGUCCAAAGAUCCUCAUCAGCAGUAUGGCCACGCCCUCAUGGUUUGUUUCAGCUGUAACAUUAUUGGUCGUAUCACGUCCCGACACAUCCUGGUCCGCAGCCAAUCAGACGUCAGAACAGGCAGGAACGCGACCUGUCUGUAUGUUUCUCUGUACCGUGGUCAUCUUGGUGAAGAGUGGUCACACGGUCAGCGGUGUACGUGGGAGAUUCAUUCUGCUUGCACACACUCUUUACACUGUCGGGCCAAACGUGGCUUAUUCUGCCGUCAGGAGACUUUCUGUGCUCUGGUGAAACAUCCGAUUCAGACUAAGUCCAGAUUCCCAGAAACAGUUUGUGAGUUGCCAAUUUUAUUCAGGAAGCAAAGGCUGUGACAAAAUUAUUCUAAUCCCCAAUUAAACUUUAGAAAAACUCAAACUUUCUGCAGACCCGUUUUCUUUUGUCUAAAUAAUCGCUUCAUAUUUUAAACGGACUGUCUGGAGUGAUGCACAGAGAGAUACAUCAGCUUGGUUUGUUUUUUGAGUUUAUAUUGAGGCAAGAAAAUUGAAGGUUUGGUUGGUUCAUUGACGUCACGUCCACGUAAAUCGGAUGUUUGCAGCGUAGGUCAGGAACCAACAGCCUCGUGCAGGUGUGUUCAAAUAACAUCAGAGUUUCAGCUGUUGAUUUUGGCAUAAAACUGUCCCAGUCACAGACUUUACAUUCUGGUGAGUUUGGACUCCUGAAUUUAAUUUAACCAGUUCAAACUAGAAUCCCAACAAAGCGUCUUUGAACUCCCAAGAAUGUGAGGCCCACUCCCAGCAGUGCGAGAUCAAACCAACAAUGGGACGUCCCACUCUUAGAUACAUAAUGUCCAACUUACUGCAACACAAGGUCUCUUCAAACCUUUUAUUGGGGGAAAGUCCUUUUGUUUUUCCUUGAAAUGUGAUUUUCACAACAGCGCCCUCUUUAGCCCGACAGUGGAAAGCUGCUUAUUUCUUAAUAACUACCCAGAGCUGACCUGGAGGAGCUGUGUGAACCGAGGCCCCAGCGGGUGUCGCUCUUUAUCGGACCAGAGAACAUCUAGAAUAAUUCCCAUUGAGUCGUUUUACUCUGAGGAUUUGAAUCUGGAUCCUGUUCAGCCUCUUAACAGCUGUCUGUUCUCCAGCUGCUCCAGGUUUCAGGUUGUGUUUCCUGAAGCAGCCACGAGUUGUCUGACUCCAUUCAGGGCCACUGGGAGUUUAUUGAUCUGUUGAUCAGCCAGCACCGUGAUCUUUAGUUGUUGAUGCCGUCAGGCGGAUCAGAUGGCCAAGAGGAUUUCAAAGGUACAGUUUGUAGUUUGAUAGAAAUCCAGCAACAGGAAUUCGCAGCGGUUUGAAACGGGAAUAAAGCAAUUUAGUGGUCGAGACUUCAAAUAUUCAGUGUACGACAAAAAACAUGAAGCAUAUUGAUUCUAUAUAUGGUGGCACGGUGGUGCAGUGGUUAGCUUCACUGCAAGGAGGUUCUCAGUUGGAAUCCCAGUACCACUGGGGCCAAUCUGAGUGGGUUUCCUUCAGGUACUCUGGUGCCCCCCCACAGUGCGGAUUGGGGUCACGUUAACUGGAGACUCUAAACUGUCUGUAUGUGUGAAUAUAGACGAGCUGGCGACGCGUCCAGGGUGAAACCCGUCGCUCAGCCAACGUCAACUGGGACCGACUCCAGUUCGACCAGUGAGACCAAACAUGUCUGAGGCAGGAGGCGAUGAAUCGUACCAGUUCAUGUUUACUUCUGAUGUUUGCCAGAAGUAGUCGUAUGAAAAGUUGAAUCUUCAACUUCUUUAAGUACAAAAACAACGAUAACUAGAAUCCCAGCGGAAUCAGACAGACCGAUUAAACCAAAACAGUUUAAAGUGGUCUCUUGUCUUUUGGGAUUCAGACUCUGAUGAGUUGUCUCCUGAAUCAGAUGGUCCUGGUUCAUCAUCCCAAGCGUGUGAACCUUGAAAUCCUUGGCUUCUGAUUGGCUCUGAGCUCUUAUGUUUGCAUGCGGAGGGCAGAGAUUGUAUAUCUGUAGGGACCUGACGAUGUUAAAAGUUAUUUUGGUGCGACUUUAUCGUGAAAUGGCCUUAAUCCAGUGAGUGUUAACCUAUAAAGACGUAAAGAACACGACACGAAAUGUCCUUAAAACAGUGCAAUAAAACAGAAGUAUUGAUAUUGUGCUUUAAACAGUUUCUACAUGUUUCUAAGUACAUGAUGUCAGAGAAGGAUCCGUGUGCUUUACAGAUGAAAACACUGGAAUAUGGUCAUUGUGAUGUAAAGUUUGGCCUGUUUUCUUUUUUUAAGGAGAAAAAAAAAAUCCAGUAACGACCUUUGACCCUGCAUGUACGAACUGAACCGUGGCAGGAUGUGAUGUCACACGUGUGUCACAAUCAUCCUGUUUGGUUCAAUCUUCACCUGAAGGUCGACGACAGAGGAUUUAAAAACCGAAUCAGCAACGAAAUCCAAACACGAGAAGCAACAAACAAACAAAUCGUCCACUUGCUCUGUAGCUUCAGGUCAUCGGACGGGAUCUUUCUCAGCAGAUACGCCUGCUCGGUGGUUAUAGAAUUUUAGAUGAUCACAUAAAAAAGAAAAAUUUAUAAUACAUUUUAAUAAAAUCCCAUGUUCUUUCCAAAGAUGUUAAAUCAGUUUAAAAUGGUUUAAUUUGUUUGCAUGGAGCUGAAUUUGAGUUUUAGAAUUUUUUUUUCAGGAUCCAAAAGAAACUAAGAAAAACAAAAACUCAGAUUCAGUCCAACAGGAACAAAUCUGAGUUUUAAAAUAUUUAAUGGGACCUGAAUUUAAUCUGAACUCGUCAUCACGUGGGCUGCGUCUGACAAUACUUGACGUCGGCCUGUUGUCAGUUCAGCGGGUCCUUGGUUCUCUUUUUGUUUUGGAAGUAUGUCUCAACGUUUUCAGAGGAUCUGUGGAAGUCCAAUAGGAAGUGAGUUUUUAUGACUUAGACCAAAUUGCAGCUAAAUAUUUAUUCUCCUUCUUCCUCCCUACGGUACCGCGGCUCAUUUCUGCUUCUCUUCUUCCUCUUUUUCCUCUUUUAUCGUUUAAUUGUGUCUCAACUUCCUGAUAUUGGUGUAAAAGUCCAAAAAUUGUUUUCACACUGCGAACCAACGGAACCGUGGUUCUUUUAGAUCCGGGCCGAGGAACCGCUCACACCUGAUCCUUGGUCUUUACAUUGGAAUUUGAGUCUUUACAUAUUUAACGGACACAAACUUCUGCCUAACAAAGAGUAAAUUAUAAGGUUUUUACCCAGAGACAGAGUAAGUGAGCUGCUGGUUGUCCAGUGCCUUGCUCAAUGACACUUUUAACAGGUCACAUGUUUAACCACUGCUGUGUUUGGAUUUCUCUGGUUUUGUUUCUGAUCCUGUCGGCGUGUUUGUACAUGUGGGGUUCAACACGGUGAAGACGGACGUCGCUUUCAACUCGUUUGUACAUUAUGAUUUGAUUCAGUUGAUAUAAUGUGUUUUAAUAGAAACAUGCUUGUGUAUGAUACUAAUAAAAACACUAUGGAGAAACAACA